Molecule: messenger RNA, 804 nt
Organism: Ficedula albicollis (Collared flycatcher)
Lineage: Eukaryota; Metazoa; Chordata; Aves; Passeriformes; Muscicapidae
Gene: TMEM205
Product: transmembrane protein 205
Exons: 4
Coding region: 165-770 (201 amino acids)
Source: RefSeq, a predicted model, not a curated record
UGCAGCCCAGCCUGCGUGGUGGUGAGGCUGGAACGGGGCCGUGCCAGCUCCAAAGCUUUUCCUGAGCAAGCAGGUUUGUGAACCUGAACUGCACCUGCCCUGCGAGCAGCAAGGUGACAGCAGCCAGCACAGCUCAGCGCCGGAUCCGGGGUGACCUGGCUGCCAUGAAGGGACCUGUGCCCGUCCAGGACAGCACGGCGAGUGACACAGAGCCCUCCAACACCAUCAAACUGCUGCACCUGCUGUUCCUCUCCACCUCCUGGGGAAUGCAGGUCUGGGUGACCUUCGUGGCCGGGUUUGUGAUGAGCAGGCACCUCCCUCGCCACACCUUCGGCUCCAUCCAGCGCCAGCUCUUCCCCUACUACUUCCACAUCAGCUCCGCCUGCGCCUUCCUCAACCUGACCCUGUUUGCCAUGUCCCACCCCAGCGAGCGGCUCGGCGAGGAGCACACGGCCCAGAUCGUCAUCUUCCUCACCUGCGUCGCCGCCUCCGUGCUGAACACGGCGUGGUUCGGGCAGGCCACGGCCGAGGCGGCGGCCGAGCUGCAGCGGGUGGAGAGGGGGGGGGGGGGGGGGGGGGGGGGGGGGGGGGGGGGGGGGGGGGGGGGGGGGGGGGGGGGGGGGCGGCCGCGCGCCUCCGAGCCCGGCUACCGCCGGCUGGCCCGGCGCUUCGCCCUGCACCACGGGCUGUCCUCCCUCUGCAACCUGCUGUGCCUGCUGUGCAACGGGCUGAGCCUGCGCCGCCUGGCUGCCCAGCUGGCUGCCCUCUGACGGGGGACGCUGCCCGGCCACAGCUGGCCCUGCG